Molecule: messenger RNA, 858 nt
Organism: Oncorhynchus keta (chum salmon)
Lineage: Eukaryota; Metazoa; Chordata; Actinopteri; Salmoniformes; Salmonidae
Product: maternal embryonic leucine zipper kinase-like
Exons: 8
Biological process (GO): intracellular signal transduction; microtubule cytoskeleton organization; protein phosphorylation
Cellular component (GO): cytoplasm
Molecular function (GO): ATP binding; protein serine/threonine kinase activity; tau-protein kinase activity
Source: RefSeq, a predicted model, not a curated record
GAGAACCUGUUGAUAGAUGAAGACCACAACCUGAAACUGAUAGACUUUGGUCUCUGUGCCAAACCAAAGGCUGAUGUGUGGAGUAUGGGGGUGCUGCUGUUUGCUCUGCUCUGUGGAUAUCUGCCCUUUGAUGACGACAACUGUAUGGUCCUCUACAGGAAAAUCACCAGAGGUAGUUACAACAACCCUCAUUGGCUGUCUCCUGGGAGCAUCCUGCUACUCAACCAGAUGAUGCAGGUGGAUCCUAAGCAUCGUGUGACCAUCAGACAACUCCUAGACCAUCCCUGGACGAUGUCUGGCUAUGGCACCCCUGUAGAGUGGCACAGCAAGCAACCUUUGGGUCACAUAGAUGAGGACUGCAUCACUGAGAUGUCCGCCAGCCUGAAUAACUCCAGACAGAGCACCCUACAGCUGGUCAAUGAGUGGAAGUACGACCAGACCACUGCCACCUACCUGUUGCUGCUCUCUAAGAAACAGAGAGGGAAACCUGUCCGGAUCAGGCCUCAACUUCCUGUCUGUGAUGUCAUGUCCUGUUCACCUCAACGCCUGGGUGUACAGAAGACUCUACUCUUCGAUGAUGAUGAUGAUGCUGAUGAUGCUGAGGACCGUUGCUAUAAAGUGACGACCUGCCCUGGGUUCGCUCACACCCCAGCAAGAGAGGACACGCACCACCACCGUCACCGGAGGCGGGAUGAGAAUAAACACGCCCCCACUCCGGAGAGAGCCAAUCCGCACCACCACCGUCACCAGGAGAGGCGGGACCGAUGCCGGGAACGGACCAAUGAAAACAAAGAGAACGUUGCCGUGGCCAAUAAGGAUGCUGAUAUAUUUGCUUUGCCCGCCCCCGAUCCCCAGUAG